GCGAUAGCGACAGCAGUAGCCACUGCAGUUAGAGCGGCAGCGGCAGCAGCAGCAGCAGCAAGCAGCAGCAGCAGCAGCCGCCGCCGCAGCGAGCGGCGCUCGGCGGGCGCGCCCUCCCGAAGGAAGCCGCCCGCCCCGCAUCACCGCCCCCUCCGGCGUGUUCAUGCCCCCGGGGCCCCAGGGAGCGCCAUGGCCCGAGCACGCCAGGAGGGCAGCUCCCCGGAGCCGGUAGAGGGCCUGGCCCGCGACGGCCCGCGCCCCUUCCCGCUCAGCCGCCUGGUGCCCUCGGCCGUGUCCUGCGGCCUCUGCGAGUCCGGCCUGCCCGCCGCGCCCGCCGCGCCCGCCCUGCUGCCCGCUGCCUACCUCUGCGCCCCCGCCGCCCCGCCCGCCGUCACCGCCGCCCUGGGGGGCCCCCGCUGGCCUGGGGGCCCCCGCAGCCGUCCCCGAGCCCCGCGCCCCGACGGUCCACAGCCCUCACUCUUGCCGGCCGAGCAGCACCUGGAGUCGCCGGUGCCCAGCGCCCCGGGGGCCCUGGAGGGCGGCCCCACCCAGGCAGCCCCGGGAGUCCGGGGGGAGGAGGAGCAGUGGGCCCGGGAGAUCGGGGCCCAGCUGCGGCGGAUGGCGGACGACCUGAACGCGCUGUACGAGCGGCGGAGACAAGAGGAGCAGCAGCGACACCGCCCCUCGCCCUGGAGGGUCCUGUACAAUCUCAUCAUGGGACUCCUGCCCCUACCCAGGGGCCGAGCGGCCCCGGAGAUGGAGCCCAACUAGGUGCCUGCACCCGCCCGGGGGACGUCGGGGACUUGGGGGGCAGGACCCUCCCACCUCCUGACGCCCUGGCCAGUGCGGGGGGCUCUUUCUGCACCAUGUAGCAUACUGGACUACCAGCCCUGCCUGUCCCAGGGGCGGGCCAGGGCAGCCACUGCAGACCCAGCCCCGGCCUAGCCUGGGUGCACUGACGGAGAUGUGGACUCCUGGGCCCCUGGCUGAGGAGCCAGGGCAGAGAGGGCUGACGGACUCAGCGUCUGAAGGCGGCGGUGACCGAGGUGGUGGGGACCGAGCCGCCCGCCUGUGCCGCCCACCACCAUCUCAGGAAAGGCUGCUGGUGCUGGCUGCCCGUUCCAGCUGCAGGGGUGACACUGGGGGACUCUCCCUCCCAGUGCUCCUUCACUCUGGGCCUGGCCUCGGGCCCCUGGUGCUUCCCCCCCUCCUCCUGGGGAGGGGGCCCGUGAAGAGCAAAUGAGCCAAACGUGACCACUAGCCUCCUGGAGCCAGAGGAUGGGGUGCGUGUGUCGGCUGCCCCAGCCCGGCGCCCAGCCAUCUUCCCUGAGCCAGCCGGCGGGUGGUGGGCAUGCCUGCCCCACCUUCAUCUGGGGGUGGCCAGGAGGGGCCCAGACUGUGAAUCCUGUGCUCUGCCGUGACCACCCCCCGCCCCCAUCAAUCCCAUUGCAUAGGUUUAGAGAGAGCACGUGUGACCACUGGCAUUCAUUUGGGGGGUGGGAGAUUUCGGAGGAAACCGCCCCAGCCUUAGUCCCCAGGGCGAAGCGCUGGGGGGAAGACGGGGAGUCAGGGAGGGGGGAAUCUCAGAAGAGGGAGGAGUCUGGGAGCGGGGAGGGAUGGCCCAGCCUGUAAAAUACUGUAUAUGCGCUGCUGUAGAUACCGGAAUGAAUUUUCUGUACAUGUUUGGUUAAUUUUUUUUGUACAUGAUUUUUGUAUGUUUCCUUUUCAAUAAAAUCAGAUUGGAACAGUG
Molecule: messenger RNA, 1750 nt
Organism: Equus quagga
Lineage: Eukaryota; Metazoa; Chordata; Mammalia; Perissodactyla; Equidae
Gene: BBC3
Product: BCL2 binding component 3
Exons: 4
Coding region: 190-771 (193 amino acids)
Biological process (GO): intrinsic apoptotic signaling pathway in response to endoplasmic reticulum stress; positive regulation of release of cytochrome c from mitochondria; positive regulation of apoptotic process
Cellular component (GO): mitochondrion
Source: RefSeq, a predicted model, not a curated record